UAAAUAAGGAUAAAGUAUUAUAAAUUUAUUUUGCUCCAUCAAUAAAAUAACAAAACAGAAAGAAUAUUUUAGAUUCGCUUCAUAAAAGGAAAAUCGUUUUCAUAGUUGAAAUUUAAUUUAUUAGUUAAAAUAAAUAUACAAAUGAGUUAGUAUUUUAGAAACGCUGAUAUGUUUGGCGCAGAAGUUAAGAUUUAUUUUUAAAAGCUUUAGUAUCAUGGUACUUGUUGGGGUGUUUUAUUUACUACCGUGAUGUAUUUGGUAAUUACUUUUGCCACAGUUUACUAUGGUGAAGAUUUAGUGUAUAGAAAAUCGCCAUAGACAACAUAUAGUUAAGAAAAUGUUGUUCAUCCAGAAAGAUAUUAUCUUACACCAAAAACAUUUACAGCUGCAUUUGGUAUAGAAGACUCUGUUACUUGGAAUCAAAUAGUAGAUCCAACUAUAUACACAGUCACAGCUCUUAACAGAAAAAGAUUUAAAAAGUAUAAUACUACUUCUUAACAAUAUUAUUUUGAGGAGCACGUUCUAGAUUUAUAGCCUCGAAUUUGUGAUUAAAGCUAAUUUUAAGUGCCAAACACUCAGUCUUAUUUUGAAUCCUUGGCAGGGGUAUAAAAUAUGUAUUGCUUUUCUUUUUCUAAUACAACUGAUAGUAGUCCAGAUCAAGAAGACUUAAAUUCUCUCUAUAUAGAAGGAGAUUAUACGGCUGACGCUUUCGCUUAAAUAGAAAUAGGAUUUUAUGGUUGCAAAAAUAAAACUCUUAUAGAAAUAUAAUAGCUUCAAAGUUAGGGUCUUCCUGUUAUUACCUGCAAGCCUUAAUCAGAAAUCGACUUACACUUGCAAAACGCUUAUAUCGGAAUGUAUUUAACGACAUAAAAUUUUGAUCCAAAUAACUUCGAAUCACCUUUUUCAAACGCUGCUACAGACUUAUUUUGGCCUGUAUCAAAUAGUCUCUCUAAGUACCUUACUGUAAGCUAUAAGAACACUUACAUAAAUUCUAAUUAAGGAUUAUUAUUUGAUGACGUCGUAAUUGAGAAAGGAUUCUAAUUAGCUUCGGACAAAGAAUAGCUAAUACUUCCCGUAGAUAACUAAUUUGCCUAUCUUAAUAUUCGUUUCUAAAAGGGAUUAUAAGAUAGAAUUUUUAGAACAUAUAAGAGCAUAGGAGCAGUAAUAGCUUAAAUAGGUGGUAUUGCUACAUUUAUGAGAAUAUUAGGAUUUAUAGUUGCUUUUCCAAUUAGUAAGCUUUAGCUCAGAAAAAAUAUUAUAAAUGAGUUGUUUUCUUUCUCUGAAAAUGCAAAUGCAUCUAAUAAAUAGCAAAAUCCAAUGAAGCUAUAUUAAGAAUGCUAUUAAAUCUCAAAAAAAAAUGAAAGUCAAGCUUAUCCUAAUUCUUAAACGUACCUUAAAAAGAAGACAAGUGGGACUUUUAUUCAAUAAAAUUCUAAAUAUUAAUUUGUGGAAACUGUCUAAGCUGCAGACGAUUAACAAUAGAAAAAUAUCCAAUAGCCAGAUUAGAAUAAUGUUUCUCGAAAUAAAUUUAAAUUAGAAGAGCUACAGAAGACCAAUUAAAAAUACAUAAGUGAAAAUCUUAACUUGGAAUAAAAUAAAAAAGAAAUUUAACUUGAAAAUUUUUGUUAAUAGCUUGUCGAAAAUUAAAUCCAAAAUGACAAAACUGCUUUAAACUAAUAUAAAUAAAUUGAUACGCCAGCUACUUCUGAUAAUUAAAAAUCUCUGAUAAACAAGAAAUAUAAAAGCUCCAAUAAUCAUAGAUAGAGCUAAAAUAACCAAAGCGCUGAAAUAUUGAAUUAAAAAAUUGAUGAUAAUAUAAAAAAUUCUUAUUAUAAUAAAAGCAACUCUGGAAAGGACAAUCAUGAGAACUACGAUUAAUUAUUUAAUCAUGAUAAGAAGAAACAAAUGGAUUUAUCAUUUAGUGAUUCAGUUCUUUAUUAUCUAUUCCCUUGCCCCAAACGUAUAAAAGUAAAAAAAAAUAAAAUUGAUUUCUGUAAUUAAAUUAUCUCUGAAUAGUUUGAUGGUGUUUACAUUUUAAAAAAAUUAUUAGAACUAGAAAAAUUAAAAGCGAUAUUAUUAAGUGAGGAGUAAUUAAAACUUUUUGAAUACAUUCCAAAGCCUGUUAUUGACGAUUAGUCAGUAGCAGAUUACGCUUCACUCAAAUUUUAAAAGAGUCAAAAGUAAUUUUUAAACUCUAAUAACUUAGAAGAUACUAAAGGUGCUAAGGAUAUAUCAAAAAAUGUAUCGCCAUCUUAAACAAUCUAAAAUAAUUUGAGUUCUUAAAUUCAGUUUAAUUAGAACACAUUCAACAUAUUAAGAAUAUAACCUAAAACAGAUCAAGAGAAAUCUCUUGAAGCUCUGUAGGCAUUAAAAAAAAUAUUCUAGAAAGAUAAUCUAUCAAAAAAAGAUGUUAAGAUACUUCAAAUGAUAGAUCCAAAAUUCUAAUAGCCUAAUAAAAUUUUUAACUCCUCAAAUAACAACUCUGAUUACGAAGAUAAAAAAUGUGAUUUUUCCCCUAUCGCAGCAAUAACUAAUUAAAGAAUAAAUAAUCAAAAUGAGCUAAUUAAUUUAAAUGAAAUUAAAAAUAGUGCUGACGGAAUACAAAAUAGUGUGAUAUCAAACAAUAUUACAAAUUAAAUUAAUAAUUUUAAAAUCAAUAAAUUUAAUUAAGUGUAAAAGAGUAUAGGAAUUGUUCAGUAUCCUGAUGAAAGUGUAUUUCCUCUUGAAAUUAAUAGUUAAUAAAAUAGUUAUUCAGUCAAUAAUAAUGAUUAAUACUCAGAACAAAUCCAAGAAAAUUUUCUUUAAAAUAACAAAAUUGAUGCAUCUGCAGCAAAACUCUAUACCAUGAAUUUUUUGCUUCCUUUCUAGAGAUUUUCUACUUUAUCUCCCACUAAAAAACAGAAUUCCUUAGUAUAAAUUAAAGAAAACUCCUCCUCAAACUGA
This is a messenger RNA of Tetrahymena thermophila SB210, 2943 nucleotides long. Its product is annotated as transmembrane protein, putative. The record is from RefSeq and is a predicted model, not a curated record. NCBI's taxonomy places the organism in Eukaryota, Ciliophora, Oligohymenophorea, Hymenostomatida, Tetrahymenidae. Gene Ontology annotation, biological process: reciprocal meiotic recombination. Gene Ontology annotation, cellular component: nucleus. Gene Ontology annotation, molecular function: double-stranded DNA binding. The transcript has a single exon.